AUUAUAAAAUAAUAACAAAUUUGAUGAAAAAGAAAUCCAUCGGCAUGAUCUAAUUCUAAAUACUCUUAUAGGAAAAUAUGUAAGUAUUUUAAUCUUUUAAAAAUUUCAAGGAAUAAUAAUCUUACAAAAAAGAAAAUUAAAUGAUUAUUAAAGAUUACUAAAAGCAAAGAGGUCAAGAGAGCAGAAUCGAUGGCAGCGAUAAGUCGAGUGCAACUCCUGCACCACCCAUCAGCCAUCUUGUCUAGAUUACCCCAUUCGCCUUCCUCCUCCUUAACCCUCAAUCUCCGCCGCCGCAAAUUCUCCAGCACUCCUCUCCUCUGCUCAUCAUCAUCAUCAUCAUCCACGAAUGCGUCCGUAGUCGGAGAUCUUUUGGAUUAUCUCAACGAAUCCUGGACUCAGUUUCACGCUACAGCUGAAGCAAAACGACAGCUGAUUGCUGCUGGCUUUCAUUUACUAAAUGAGAAUGAUGAGUGGGAACUUAAGCCUGGUGGACGCUACUUGUUCACUAGGAAUAUGUCUUGUUUGGUCGCUUUUGCUAUAGGAGAAAAGUAUAUCGUUGGUAAUGGCUUUCAUGUUAUUGCUGCUCAUACAGACAGCCCUUGUCUCAAAAUUAAACCAAAGUCAGCUUCAUUCAAGUCCAAUUAUCUCAUGCUCAACGUACAGACUUAUGGAAGUGGUUUAUGGCACACUUGGUUCGACAGAGAUCUAAGUGUUGCAGGAAGAGUCAUUGUCAGAGCUAGUCAUGGUUCAUUUCUUCACAAGCUUGUCAAAGUAACGAGACCUCUUCUACGAGUACCCACAUUGGCAAUUCAUCUUAACCGCACAGUGAACACAGAUGGAUUCAAACCAAAUCUAGAGACUCACCUUGUUCCACUACUCGCAACAAAACCUGAAGAAGCACCUGCAGAAUCAAAAGAGAAAAGUACUUUGUCUUCCAAGGCUGCUCAUCAUCCACUACUUAUGCAGAUUUUGUCAGAUGAGCUCUGUUGUGACGUUGAUGACAUUGUCAAUAUUGAGUUGAAUAUUUGUGAUACCCAACCUAGCUGCCUUGGAGGUGCGAACAAUGAAUUUAUAUUCUCUGGAAGGUUAGAUAAUCUUGCUUCAAGUUAUUGUGCUUUGAGAGCUCUGGUUGAUUCAUGUGGAUCACCUGUUGAUUUAUCAAGUGAACAUGCUAUUCGGAUGGUUGCUUUAUUUGAUAAUGAGGAGGUAGGUUCAGAUUCAUUUCAAGGAGCGGGGGCACCAACCAUGUUUCAGGCAAUGAGACACAUUGUUGGUUCCUUCGCGAAUAGUUAUGCUGGUGAGAGUGCCUUUGACCGUGCAAUUCGCCAAUCUUUUCUUGUAUCUGCUGAUAUGGCGCAUGGAGUUCAUCCAAAUUUCAUGGAUAAGCAUGAAGAACACCAUCGACCAGAAAUGCAUAAAGGUCUUGUGAUCAAGCACAAUGCAAACCAGCGGUAUGCUACCAGUGGAGUAACAGCUUUUCUCUUCAAAGAAGUAGCAAAAAUUCAUAACCUUCCUACUCAGGAAUUUGUGGUAAGAAAUGAUAUGGGAUGUGGAUCCACCAUUGGUCCAAUACUUGCUUCAGGGGUUGGUAUUCGUACUGUUGAUUGCGGCAUUGCUCAGCUUUCUAUGCACAGUGUGAGAGAAGUAUGUGGGAAGGAAGAUAUAGACAUUGCUUACAAACAUUUCAAGGCAUUUUACCAAACUUUUUCCAGCAUAGAUCGGAAGCUGAUUGUCGACUAAUUGCUUGAAGUUUGCAGUGGGAGUCAGUACAGUUCGGGUGGGAACUGGAGCUAAGACAAGAGCUUUGUUCUGGAUUAGAGCGUCCUUUGGCUUAGCUUUUGCUUCAGCUCGGACAAUAAAGCCUGGUUCUUUUGGUUUAGCCGUUGGGCCUUCCUCCUCAACCUCUCAUUUUUUUUUUUAACAAAAAAGGCUGUAACCUGCUAAAUGUCAUAUCUUAAGGUGACUUUAUAAACUAGUUGAGUUAAGCUUUAGGAUCAACCUCGCAUUUUCUUUGAUUAUGCAGUAAUUCUGCUAGUAUAGCUUUGACUUGAGUUUAUCCAUCUCAGAGUUGUUUUUCGUUUCCCCCGAAAUUUUAUGCAAUAAAAAUUGAUGACAUUUGAAUAACAAAUAAUAAGAUAAAUAUGGCAAAGUACAA
This is a messenger RNA of Durio zibethinus, 2155 nucleotides long. RefSeq names its product Zn-dependent exopeptidases superfamily protein. NCBI's taxonomy places the organism in Eukaryota, Viridiplantae, Streptophyta, Magnoliopsida, Malvales, Malvaceae. The record is from RefSeq and is a predicted model, not a curated record. Gene Ontology annotation, biological process: proteolysis. Gene Ontology annotation, molecular function: aminopeptidase activity; zinc ion binding.